UUGGAACCGUUAACCCGGUUGUGCACUUAUCACCAUGGUUGACACCCGUACAGGGAAGAGCACCACCCCCUAUACUCAGGCUCAAGAAGAGAAGAUGGCCGCCAUAUUGAAGGAGAGGAAGGAGAAGAAGGAGCUCCUCAGGCAGGCGAAGAUGAAGGCCAUUGAGGAGGAGCAGGCGACAAAGGAGAAGAAGUUGGAGGAAGAGUUGAGGAGACUCCAACAAGAGGAGGAAGAGAAGAAGGAGGUUGCUGAAGAAGAAGUGGCAGCCGAAGAGGAGGAAGGAGAAAAAGCAGAACCCCUCGAAAGGAGGCGUACGAGGGAAAGAGGAGAAAGCAGUGGCACGAAGGAAGAAGAUUCCGGGAUUGAGAAAAAUAUUAGUGAGUGGGUACCUAAUUUAAGUUUGGGAGAAGAAGAGGAGGCGAUGUUAUAUGUUCCACAAGAGGAGAAGGAUGUUGUAGUCAGGGAAUUUGAGGCAAUGGACAACCCCCUGGACCGCCAGGCGCUAGAGAAUGAAAAUAAGUUGGAGUGGAAAUUGCAUCUGGCAAGGGAGAAGAAAAGAAGGAGGGAGGAAGCCAGCCGGAUGGCAAAAGAGAUGGAGAAGGUGCAUUCCUGUAGGAAGGAAGUAGAAGCCCACCAGGAUAUCCAGGCUAAGCUGGAUAAGAUUCUGACCAGCAUAGAGAUUUUGGGUCAGGCUUGGACCGAACAACAAUUAACUAGCCAGGGCCAAGAUAUGGCCCUGCACUCCGUUCGACUGGGUUUUCGAGAUUUUGCGCACAAUAUUGUGACCCUUUUGGGGUCACAGGUCCAAAGACUGAAAGAGGGUGCAGAGAAAUUCAGUACCGGCGCCUUGGAAGGCGCUAAAGCUAUAGCCACCGCUGAGACUGAGGCUAGACCCCGCAAGGAACCUGUAAAGCUCGAGUUCCCAGAUGCGUAUGGCGGGAAGCCCAAAAAGAAUUUCGAUAAUUGGGAGGCUAGUGUGAACAGCUAUGUUUACUUACAACACAUUGUACAGGACGAACAGGUCCUAGUAGCCUUCCACGCCCUGAAAGACGAAGCAGCUAGCCUAGCUAACUACUAUAGGAAGUUCGUGAGGAACUUCUCAACUAUCACCGCUCCCCUUCGCAGGUUGCUUAAGAAAGAGACAAUCUGGCAGUGGGAUAGAGACUGCACGUCUGCGCUAAAGAAAUUGAAGCGCACGUUGAUAGAGUACCCUGUCCUCAAAGUAGCAGAUCCAUCUUUGCCAUUUGUCGUUACCACGGACGCGAGUCAGUAUGGUAUAGGCGCCGUGUUACAGCAGGAUGACGACAAUGGCUAUAGGCCCGUAGACUUCAUGUCAGCGAGGAUCCCCUCAGAGAAGGUCGCUACCUCGACGUACGAGAGAGAACUCUACGCUCUCAGGAAGGCCCUAGAGCAUUGGAAGCAUUACCUGCUUGGGAGGCACUUCAAGGUGUAUUUAAACCAUGAGACCCUUAGAUGGCUGAAGACACAAGCCAAGAUGACACCUAAGUUAACCAGGUGGGCCGACUUUGAGCUCAAGCCAGUUAAGGACACGUACAAUGUAGUUGCGGAUGCUCUGAGUAGGAGAUCAGACUACUUUGGAGCUAUAGCUCACUAUCUGGACAUAGGGAGUGACCUGCAGGAGAAAGUUAGACAGGCGUAUGCGCAGGACCCUAUUUAUAGUGACCUCCUGAAGAGAGUCAAGGAGGCCCCAGAGACCGAGCCAGAUUACCGCACUACAAAGGGGUUGUUAUUUGAGAGGACUAAUGUCGUAGACCGUCUGUGCGUUCCCAAUAGGGAGGAGAUCCGUAGUUUGAUCUUGGGGGAAUACCACGACACAGAGGGACACUUCGGUUGGCAAAAGACUUUAGCUAACCUGAUGCAUGCAUAUACGUGGCCAGGAAUGAAGAACGACUGCAUAGAGUUGAGGGGUGGAUGUAGAGAUGGGAGACGCAAAGAUGGAGGAAGGGUCAGGGGGAUUGGGCUCCAAAGAGAUGAGCUCAACCUCUGGACAAAGGGUCCAUGACGUUUAGGAGGACGUAUGAAAUGAGAAAACUAGCGAGGAUAAGUGAAGGCGAUGUUUGGGUGGGACCCAGAGGGACGAGGGUCUUGGGGAGGUAGGUCGGAAGGGGUGUCGCCCGUGGUUCCAAUGAAGGGGACUCGAUAGGUCUGAUCACACUUCGUUUUCAAAAAGAGUGUCUCGGUCACCCAUUCGGUCUCUGUGCCACGGAACUGGCGAGACCAAGGAGUGCGAAGGAUAAAGCCGUACCCAAUCU
This is a messenger RNA of Chara braunii, 2273 nucleotides long. NCBI's taxonomy places the organism in Eukaryota, Viridiplantae, Streptophyta, Charophyceae, Charales, Characeae. The record is from the annotation of a GenBank genome assembly.